Lathyrus sativus (Indian pea) is the source of this 783-nucleotide messenger RNA. The record is from the annotation of a GenBank genome assembly. NCBI's taxonomy places the organism in Eukaryota, Viridiplantae, Streptophyta, Magnoliopsida, Fabales, Fabaceae.
AUGUCAACACAACGUUCUCAUGUUCCAAAGUUUGGCAAUUGGGAAGCUGAAAAUGAUGUUCCUUAUACAGUGUAUUUUGACAAAGCCCGGAAAACUCGACCUGGCACCAAAAUGAUCAAUCCGAAUGAUCCUGAGGAAAAUUCAGAUUUAGAUCUUCAAAAUUCAUCUUCUGCUGAUGUAAUUCCUCCAAAACCAAGAGUUCACUCAGAGAAUAUAUCUGAAAAAGGAUCAGCGAGAUCAGCACAUAAUGAGUUACAAAAGAACAAGGAGGAUGGUGAUGUUAAGCAAUCUGUUAACUCACCGGCUCGCCAAGAAAAUUCAAACAACAAGAGUACCAGCGAUUCCAUCCAUCGUCCUGGAGUUGGUUCUGCUGAUAACCGCAGAAGACCUUCAAGACAAAGUACUGCUGGCUCGGAGUAUAGUGUCGAACGUUCACCUCUUCAUCGUCAGGCUAAAACGCCUGGCAGAGAUAGUCCUUCUUGGGAAGGAAAGAACUCAUAUGAGAGCAGUCAUGGUACACCAGGAAGAUCUCGAUUGAGAUCAGUCAAUCGAGGGGAUGAAACUCCUGAUAAAAGUGCUGCUGUUCCAAAGUUUGGUGAGUGGGAUGAGAAUGACCCUGCAUCAGCUGAUGGCUAUACUCACAUUUUCGACAAAGUGCGGAAGGAGAAACAAGACACGGCUGGAAAUGCACCAGGCACACCCAACGGGAGAUCGUAUGUUAUCCGAAACCAACCUGCAAAUGACAAAGCUCAGGGUUGCUGCUUUUUCUGGGGCAGAAAAUGA